Messenger RNA from Morone saxatilis (striped sea-bass), 1093 nucleotides. RefSeq names its product ras-related protein Rab-26-like. The record is from RefSeq and is a predicted model, not a curated record. Lineage: Eukaryota; Metazoa; Chordata; Actinopteri; Moronidae. The transcript has 9 exons. The coding region runs from base 314 to 1072 and encodes 252 amino acids. Gene Ontology annotation, cellular component: Golgi apparatus; endosome. Gene Ontology annotation, molecular function: GTPase activity; GTP binding.
CAGCGCGCAGUGCUGAGGCUGUUGUCCUGAAAAGAGCAAGCUUGUCAGGAGCAGGAAGCGACAGAACAACAACGGAAGCGAGAGCAGUUUCUUGCAUCUCGGGACAAUUUCAGCCCUACUUUGUGUGGAGAGGUGUCGAGGAACAUGCGUUCAACGCGCAAGUGAAAAAAAACAAUCUGCUAAUUUAAGUUCCUCCCUGCUGCAACUUUUCAGUCCUUUACCUUGUGCAGAUUCGGACAAGAUUUGUUUUUUUGUUGUUGCUGUUGUUUGCUUAAGCAAGGAUUCAUAAGAUACUUUUUUGAAAUCUUGAGAAAUGUCUCGCAAGAAGGCUGUCAAAGGCAAAGCCGCAACCAGCAGCCCGUCUGCGGGCAGCCCCACCGGGAAAGGGACCGGGAAAGCUGCAAAGAGCAGCCCGGGCAUUGUUCAGAUGAACGGUGUGGUCCAUCCCAGCAGACCCUCCAUCAGCAACAGCAGCGAGUUUUAUGACAUCGCUUUCAAGGUGAUGCUGGUUGGAGACUCUGGCGUGGGGAAAACAUGUCUACUGGUCCGUUUUAAAGAUGGAGCUUUCCUGGCUGGCAGUUUCAUCUCCACUGUGGGCAUUGACUUUAGGAAUAAAGUGCUGAACAUUGAUGGAGUCAAGGUGAAGCUCCAGAUCUGGGACACAGCUGGACAGGAGCGGUUCCGCAGUGUCACUCAUGCUUACUACCGUGACGCCCAUGCUUUACUUUUGCUGUAUGACGUCACCAACAAAACAUCCUUUGACAACAUACAGGCGUGGCUGACUGAGAUCCAUGAGUACGCCCAACAGGAUGUGGUGCUCAUGCUGCUUGGAAACAAGGCUGAUGCCACACAUGAGAGGGUGGUGAAGAGAGAAGACGGUGAAAGGCUUGCAAAGGAGUUUGGAGUUCCCUUCAUGGAGACCAGCGCCAGGUCAGGUCUCAAUGUAGAGCUGGCUUUCACUGCUGUGGCUAAGGAGCUGAAGCACCGGUCUAUGAAGGAUCCCAGUGAGAAGUUUAAGCUCCAGGAGUACGUAAACAAGGAGAUGAAGAGCACAGGCUGCUGCAGGUCUUAAAGCCUGCCUUAGUCAUUCUCU